AUGAUGAACGAUUUAGACUUUACGAGACGAGCUCUUUCCAAUAACGAUCCGUCGAUUUUACGAGAAAUUGGGAAAAAUGAGAGCAGAAAUGGAUCAAUAGUUGAUAAAGAGAUUGGAAAAGAAGAGCUAAAAACGACUUCAGAAGCUUCAUCAACUUCUCUUGAGUCAAUCAGCAAUCCAUCAUUGAGUCCAUUGAGGGCAGGAACAAGGACGAUCAUUGGUGGAAAAGCCUAUAUAGCGGUGCCGAUUGAUCGCUUUGCCGUCGAUUCUUUUGAGGAAACGACAACAAUCACAGGUGAGCCAACUCCAGCUUCAGUCUCAUUCACUUCAACUUUCCCAACAAUCACUUCAACGACGACCACGUCCACUUCAACAAUUCCAACAGAACCUAUAAAGCUCACACAAAGCAAGAAACCGAACAAGAGAAAAUAUCCAUCAAAUUUGGAUUUCGAGUUGCCUGACGAGAUCUGCCAUGCACAUUUGAGAAUCACAUCGAAAAAGGAGAGAUUUCUU
Molecule: messenger RNA, 513 nt
Organism: Mesorhabditis belari
Lineage: Eukaryota; Metazoa; Nematoda; Chromadorea; Rhabditida; Rhabditidae
Source: the annotation of a GenBank genome assembly